UUCAGGCGGGAAGAUGGCUGCCGUUGCUGCUGCUGCGCUCUUUGAGCGGCUCAAGGAACUGGGCUGCCCUGCACUGGAGGGUGUCUACCUGUCAGAGGCUAAAGACAUGCAGAAGUUGCUGUGUACCCCCUCAGCCCAUCGCCUGGAUAUAUUGGAAUGGAUCUGCAUCAAGGUGUAUCCACCUCUCCGAGAGCAGUUCUCAUCUCUCAAGGAAUCGCAGUCAGAUUUAAAGAUAAAAGGAAUAGCGAAGCUGGGAUACGACCUCUGGCUUUCUCGAGCCGAUGACCUGGAUCUCAUCGAGGGAAAGGCCUGUGCCCAGAAGCAGCUUAGCUUCCUGCAGCAGCUCGUGGCUGCAAUUCCACAUGAGGGUCAUUUCACAGUAUCGGACUCUUCUUCCAGCACAGUGGAAUAUUUCCAAGAGAUGGCUAUCAAGAGUGAAGAAUUCUUGAAGCAGGUUUUCUGCAGCCCUGAUCUACAGGCUGUGUUGAACCCGAAGUGCCAUCCCUGGAGCCCAGACAUCAAGCGUCUCCUGGUGGACAAAGACACCCUGCAGGAAAGCACAGAGGAAUCUUUCCAAGAGAUAGCUAACAAGAAUGAAGAAUUUGUGAAGCAGGUUUUCUCCAGCUCUGAUCCACAGGCUAUGUUGAACCCGGAGUGCCAUCCCUGGAGCCCAGACAUCAAGCCCUUCCUGGUGGAUGAAGACAUCUUGGAGGAAAGGACCCUGCCAUCAGCGACUUCCCAUGAGAGAACCCUGUUGGAUUCUUUGAAGGAGCUGGAAGAGAGGUCAGCCGCCCUAGAAGAUCUAAGAGCGCAGUGUCCCUUCCUGCAGGGGGACCCGGCUGGUGCAGAUGCCUCCCGCGAUGGUGCCAUGGCCCUGCAGACACUCCAGCUGCUCGCUUCCGACUUCAGCCAGCUGCUUGUGGCCUUUGAGCAGGUGUAUGAGGAUGAGCUGCAGCAGUAUUGUGAUCGCCCUACUCCCCAGCUGAACCCAUGCGGCCCCCUCUUCCAAGCGGUGCACCGGGGCCUGCUGCUCUGUGUGCAGGAGCUGCAAAGUCUGGCCCAGGUUACAGAAACGUCUGAGCAUGUUAUGGAGAAGGUGAAGGCACAGCAUGGUGAGGAGGUGGAUUGGAGCGGCAGUGUCAAGGCCACGCUACCUUCAAAACUGGAAGAGCUGCAGCAGAAAUACAAGGCCAUCCAUGCCAUGCUCGAGGAUUGCCAGUGACCCUGAUCUCUGGUGGACUGCAAACUCUAGGUUCCUUUGGGCAGGAGGAAAAAGCUCCCACCUUGACAUGGACUUCAGAGGAGAAGGGCCUGCAAAAACAUGCAUGGCAUUCCCAAAUGUAAAUACGUUGGGCGGUGGGGUUGUGAAGGGUUACAAAUAAAGAGCAUUUUCAUACAUUGUCCGUAUUUCAGUGACGGGAGAAAACUCUCUUUCUCUCUCUGUAGUUGUCUGGUCUGCCAGGUGCGGUUUUCGCUCCGUGUGAUUGGAAAUAACAGGGAUUCUCCCUAGCGUGACGCUCCCCCUCCCAAGUGCUUUAUCUGCCCUGAAUCCUCCGCAGUAGGCCAACGUAUGGGGCAGGCGAAGCCGACCUGACCAAGACAUAGCGGGAUGAUCGCUCCUCUGCCUUGUGCGUUGGUCAGAGCAGCUUCAGGGCACGCAGCCUUUCUCCGGUUGGGUCAGUAAUCGUGAGAUGACACUUAAAGCUUACCAGGGCUGCUGUAUUUUCCUGAUACAAAAGUGUCUUUGGUGUAUAGCCAUCUUGUACCCAUCGCCUUGAUCUGCCACUCAGAUUUCACAUUUGAAGGAGAAGCUAUU
Elgaria multicarinata webbii is the source of this 1816-nucleotide messenger RNA. It is a transcript of the gene HAUS7, whose product is annotated as HAUS augmin like complex subunit 7. Gene Ontology annotation, molecular function: microtubule minus-end binding. The transcript is spliced from 11 exons. Gene Ontology annotation, cellular component: HAUS complex. Gene Ontology annotation, biological process: spindle assembly; centrosome cycle. Bases 14 to 1222 code for a protein of 402 amino acids. Lineage: Eukaryota; Metazoa; Chordata; Lepidosauria; Squamata; Anguidae. The record is from RefSeq and is a predicted model, not a curated record.